AUGGAUUCACAUUCGUUUUGCGUGAACGACAUUGCUGCAGAAAAAAAUAAAAAUCGAGAAAAAUAUAAUAAACAACGGCGUAGUAAUUAUCAACAUCGUACACAUUUAUCAAAAGAUAUUAAACCUUUCGAAAAAAAGAAAAUUAAACAAUUAAAAACAAAAGCCAAAACACAGUUUGGAAACAAUGAAACGUAUUUGCAACUCAAACAUCAUUUAUUCCGUAUUAAACCAACUAGACGUGAUCAAGAAAUACCAUCAGUUAAUGAUUCUCCACGAGAAAUCCAUCAAUAUGAUACAUUUAAUUUUAAUUUUACUUUGAACCCGUUAUUAGACGAUCAAUUAAUUGCUGAAUCAAAUGAUAAUAGUUUUGUUUUCGAUCAAAAUAUAUCAUUCUCACUGAACCACAAUGACGAAUCAGGCAUAAAAAAAAAUUAUUGCGACUUUUUUACGCUUAUCAUUUUAAUGGUUUUGAUAGGCUACAGAAAUGUUCUGGCCUUCUUAGCAAUGAAAACUUUAGAAUAUCUGUCAUAA
Rotaria socialis is the source of this 531-nucleotide messenger RNA. The record is from the annotation of a GenBank genome assembly. NCBI's taxonomy places the organism in Eukaryota, Metazoa, Rotifera, Eurotatoria, Philodinida, Philodinidae.